Molecule: messenger RNA, 4393 nt
Organism: Pocillopora verrucosa
Lineage: Eukaryota; Metazoa; Cnidaria; Anthozoa; Scleractinia; Pocilloporidae
Product: von Willebrand factor A domain-containing protein 5A-like
Source: RefSeq, a predicted model, not a curated record
AAGGUUUAAGUAGGAUCGAACAAGGAAACUGAGAAAUAUUUGCACUGGAGCUUUCAAGUGCAAAGCGUUAUAUUUUUUUACGAAGGAAAUUUUCUAUUUGUCAGCGAACAGUUCGAGUAUGGCUGGAAGAUUUGGCCUUGUGCAAAAAGAGAAUGGUUCGAGAGUUCCUUUGGAGAGCAUCAAGAUUAAAGUCGACGUGCAGGGUUUUACAGCACACGUGUUGGCAACGAUGAAAUACUCGAACAAGGAGAGCAAUCCCAUUGAGGCAAUUUUUAUUUUUCCUCUGGAUGAACAGGCAGCUGUGUGUGGAUUCCAAGCUACAAUCGAUGGUCGAACCAUCGUGGCAGAGGUUCAAGAGAAGCAAGAAGCUCAAGAUACCUAUGACGAUGCCAUUAGCAGCGGUCACAGCGCGUUUCUGCUGGAAGAGAGCGACGAAAGCUCGGACAUUUUUCAGAUUAGCGUUGGAAACUUACCGCCGGCGAAGGAGGCUGUCGUCGAGCUGCGGUUCGUGACAGAGCUUGCCGUCGAAGCCAAAGGUCGAGUCGUGUUUGUACUGCCAACGGUGUUAAAUCCCAGGUACACUCCUCAAGACAGUGCCCCUAGUCUUAGCGCACAAGUUCCACGAGUAGCCGCCGUUUCAUCGCCAUACGCGUUCGAGUUUGAGAUGAAAGUGAAAGCUAUUUCCUCCAUCAGUGAGAUUUCUUCUACGUCUAACACUUUAAAGGUCGAGAUAAACGAGAGCGAUGCAACGCAAGCCAAUAUAACGCUCGCGGAAGCGCACAAGUUUGACAAAGACGUGGAGAUACACAUUUUGACGAGAGAACCUUUCAAACCGCAAGCAAUCGUAGAGAGAGGAGUGAAAACAGAAGGAACGGAAGACGAGGAAGGAUUCAUGGCAAGUCCUGUCGUCAUGCUGAAUUUUUUCCCAGAAUUCAAAACCUCAGAGUCGUCGGAAAAGGGCGAAUUUGUGUUUGUGGUUGAUCGCAGUGGAAGCAUGAGUGGAAGCAAGAAUGACAGCGCUCGCGAAACACUCCUGCUAUUCCUUAAGAGUCUGCCGGACGGUUGUUAUUUCAAUGUUGUUGGUUUUGGAAGCAGCUACAAGACACUGUUCGAUAAAAGUGUACUGUACAAUGACGAGAAUUUAAAGAAAGCCACCGAUCUUGCUGGGAGCAUGAAAGCCGAUCUCGGAGGAACCGAAAUCCUUUCCCCUUUGCAGUGGGUGUUUUCUCAGCCCCUGGUUAAAGGUCACCCAAGACAGCUGUUUCUCCUGACCGAUGGUGAAGUUGGAAAUACUCAGCAAGUUAUAAGUUUGGUCCAAAAGCACUCCAACAGCGCCAGGUGUUUUACAUUUGGAAUUGGGGCUGGUGCAUCAACUGCACUCGUCAAAGGAGUUGCCAGAGUGGGAAAGGGGACUGCAGAGUUUGUCACAGCCAAGGAAGACCGGUUGCAGGCCAAGGUAAUCAAGACAUUAAAGCGAGCCCGGCAACCUGUCAUCACAAAUGUGAGCAUGACCUGGAAACUAGACAAAGGCUGGACUGUGCAGCAGAUCCCCUCGUCUCUUCCUCCGCUUUUCAGUGGAGACAGGCUUGUGGUUUAUGGCGUUUUGAAGGCGUCUGGAAACAAAAAAAAUGGCAGCGGAGUGAAUGAAGUGAGACUUACAGGUAACGCAGAAAAUGACGAUGAAGUAGAUCAUAUCAUUCAGUUUGCAUCCCCUGCCACUGAAGACAGCUGGGAUACAGAAGCAAGAACCGAAGAGGGAAUCCUUCUUCAUCAACUAGCAGCCAAGAAUUCCAUCCAAGAAAAACAAGAUGAUGUCAGUGAAUCAGGCGACAGUGGGCCAAGGUCUGAGAAAGCUAAGAGUUAUGUUAUCAGCAUCAGCAAGUCGGCCAAUGUUGUAUCAAAGUUGACGUCGUUUGUGGCUGUUGACAAAGACAGCCGUGAGCCUGUAUCUGGACCGCUUAAAAAACAAGUGGUCAACCUUGAAUCAAUGCAACUUGGUAUGAAACUCGCCCUAAGCGGGCCACAAAACUUUUGUUUAGCGGCUAAUGUUACGGGAGGCGGAAAGGCUUUUGGAAGACCUCCCCCUCCUCCUUCUGGAGCGGUGUCUGCUCAGUCAAAAGGAUUCUUCUCUUCGCUGUUUGGGGGUUCACUGAAGAAAGGAAAAGGAGAAAAAGCAGCACAUUCCCAUGCAGCUCUAAAAUCAGUAUGUCUAGCGGCACCUGAAGCUAAGGUGGAAGGUGAGAGUGGAAGCUACAUGGCCUUAUCCUCCUCCAAUAUGCAGAUAGGUUCCUAUAGUGCUCUUCCAGUUUCCGCUCACAGCCAGAAAAAGAAAGGUUCUCAAUCUGCCUUGUCAGUUAUUUCAUUACAGAAAGCGUCAGGGUCUUGGGACCUUACAGAUCAGCUGGUGUCCUUGUGCGAUGCGAGUAGAAGUGAUUUGAUCAAAGGAUGCCUAAAGGAGAUUGCAGCUGACACAGCCGAAGGAGCGCGGUUGUGGGCCACCGCCCUGGCUCUGGUGCUGCUGAUGGGAAAAUACUCGGAUCAGAAAGAUGAAUGGGAAAUGAUCGCUGAAAAAGGCAGAAAAUGGCUCAAAAAGAACCUCCCGGGGAGUUUAACUCUGGAUCAAGUGCUAGAGAGUGCAGCAACCGCAGUGGGAGUUUGGGUCAAUACUGGACUGUGACCAGAUAAAUAUUUAACACUAUUUAAAAUCUUUUUUUCACAAUUACCUCAUGGACAUAAAUUUGAUGUAAAACGCAGAACCUUAAUCACUUCAUUACUUCAGCAGCUAAACGUAGGCUGCCCGUUAGUCCAGGUUUGUCGUGGUGCUGACUCAAAUCCCAUCAGAUUGGGAUAAAAAAAAGAUAAACUAUGUUUGAUCUGGCCGGACAGUGACGGAAUUUUUCUUGUUAGUAGGCCGAUCCGGCUGAUCAAUUUUGGAUUAGUGGCAAGAUUCCCAAUUCAAUUUUUAUUUUAGUAUAAAGACUUACGUAUAGCAAUGUUUAGUGCUAACUCGAUGAUUGAGAUGACUUUUUUACCAACUUGUUUGAGAAUUACCUAAAGAAACAAAGAGAAAAAUCGGUCCAUGCUUGUUUCCUGCUCGUUUCGUCGUUUAUCAAUAAAGGGAAAAAUUACUGAGCGCUGAUUGGUUGAGAGAGAGGGCAUUUUUUUCUUAAUCGAGGGCAUUUUUAGUAAUCAAGAGAGGGCAUGAUUACCUGUUAAUGAUUGGCUAAUCCAUUGCAUAGCAACGGUUCGUUAUCUUGAAAUUUGUUAUCAAGUUUUUGUUGCAACAAUGGCUUGUCGUUUUAUUGAAGCGGACGACGAAUUAAUUGAACUUUUGAAAUGCGAAAGUGAAAACAAAAACACAAAACGAAGCACAGGCUAUUGGAAAGGAAUUUUUGAAAAGUGGGCGAAAGAUAAAAAUAGACUGCGCGCGUGAUUUUCCUUCGUAUAAAUUUUGCCCUUUAUUGAUAAACAAGUAAUCCCAUGAGAUCUCGUACUAUUAAGGAUUAAUUGCACUUGAGUUUUCAAAAUUUUCCAAAUUGCCCUCGUCGCUUCGCGACUCGGGCAAUUGGAAAAUUUUGAAAACUCUCGUGCAAUUAAUCCUUAAUAGUACUUGGCCUCAUGUGAUUACCUAUACUGAGCAGUGCUUAUUUUUAAAUAGCUUAAGGCUAUUUCAUGGCCUGUGCGAGGGAGCCAGUUUGUGGUAACUUGCACAGAAGCGACAUAACGAAAGGGACUAAGAUUACCAAGGGGCCAAGAAACCCACUGGUUUUCUCUCAGUCGUUCAUUCUUUCGUCUCGCACCUUUGACAAUGAAUAAUUAAGCAAGCGUUAUAAUGUAGUGAGAAUACUUUGUCGAAUUUUUGGGAAUUGUAGGAAUUUUUGCUCUCAUGUGUUUAAGAGUUCUGCAAACAUACGGCAGUUGGAGUGUAAUGCUUAGGCUAACGAAUUUAGGAAGGUUUUCACAAUUUGACUUAAAUUAAAUUAAUUGAGUAGCACUGUUAUUCACGUUGUAAAUGCAACGUCCCUCUAAAUAAAUAGAAAGUUAACCGAAUAAUGACGACAGCGAUUACAAUAACGGUGAACAUAACGACAAUGAUACUGUUAAUGAUAACGCUAACGAUAACGACAUCAAUACCGAUAGCGAUAACGAUACCGACAUCAAUACCGAUAGCGAUAACGAUAACGACAUUAAUACCGAUAGCGAUAACGAUAACGACAUUAAUACCGAUAGCGGUAACGAUAAUGAUGACGACACCAAUACCGAUAGCGAUAACGAAAGCAAUACCGUUAGCGAUAAUGAUGACAUCAAUACCGAUAGCGAUAACGGUAGCGACAGCAAUAACGAUAACGACAUCAAUACCGAUAGCGACAACGAUAACGACAUUAAUACCGAU